Messenger RNA from Phoenix dactylifera (date palm), 2178 nucleotides. Its product is annotated as hydroxyproline O-arabinosyltransferase NOD3-like. Lineage: Eukaryota; Viridiplantae; Streptophyta; Magnoliopsida; Arecales; Arecaceae. The record is from RefSeq and is a predicted model, not a curated record. Gene Ontology annotation, molecular function: glycosyltransferase activity.
GAAAUAUCCCUUCCUUCGUGUGGUCUUUCACACGGUCGAUCUUUCUGUUCCUGAUUUCUUCCUUCCUUUCGACUCCAGUCUACGGGCCCCGCGCCCUCUCCUUCUCUCUCCCCAAACGGCGGUGCGUUCGCUCUUCGCCGGUCCUCCCUCGGCGUCCGCGUCGCUGACUCUCCGUCCUCCGUCCAUUUCCAAAGCCUCGAUCUUGGCUUUUCUUCUUAAUGAAGACAAAAUAUGGAAAAAUAAAAGGUCUUCCACUCCUCCCACUUCUCUCUCGCGGUCCCCGGCGUCCCCCUUCCUCUUAUUCAAAUUCCCUCCCCCACCACGUCUCCGAUCCCACCACAAACCCUUCUCUCUGACUUGCAGUGAGGCAGUGAGAAUCUGUGGAUGAUUGGAAGGAAGAACAUGGCAAAGGCUGCACCAGUAUUUUUGGUUCUGAUUUCCCUGGGGUUUUUCCUCGCAACCUACAACCUUGUAACGACGGUAAUCCAAAACCAGAGAAGGGAGUCAUCGAGAGAGUUAAUCGAGGUGAGGUCCCAGGAUCCCGUUGUUCAGAUGCCUGAUGAGUUGAAGAAAUCGAUGGGACCGAAGCGGGCCUUCCAUGUGGCUCUCACGGCGACGGAUGCGCCUUACAGCAAGUGGCAGUGCCGGAUAAUGUACUACUGGUACAAGAAGAUGAAGGACAGGGAGGGGUCGGAGAUGGGAGGGUUCACAAGGGUGCUGCAUUCUGGGAGUGCUGAUGAUCUGAUGGAGGAGAUCCCUACCUUUGUUGUCGACCCACUCCCGGCUGGUAUGGAUCGGGGUUACAUCGUCUUGAACAGGCCUUGGGCCUUUGUGCAAUGGCUGGAAAAAGCAAAAAUUGAGGAAGAGUAUAUACUAAUGGCUGAACCAGAUCAUAUCUUUGUGAAGCCUCUGCCAAACUUGUCUCAUGGCAAAUACCCAGCAGCAUUCCCAUUCUUCUACAUUAAACCAUCUGAACAUGAAAAGAUAGUAAGGAAGUUCUAUCCAGAAGAAAAAGGUCCAGUAACAAAAGUUGACCCAAUUGGCAAUUCUCCUGUAAUUAUUCAAAAGUCUCAGCUGGAGAAAAUUGCUCCUACUUGGAUGAAUGUCUCUAUAAAAAUGAAAAACGAUCCAGAGACCGACAAAGCUUUUGGAUGGGUGUUAGAAAUGUAUGCAUAUGCUAUUGCCAGUGCAUUGCACGGAGUGCAACAUAUUCUUUUUAAAGAUUUUAUGAUACAGCCUCCUUGGGACUUAAAGGUGGGAAAGACAUAUAUCAUCCACUAUACUUAUGGAUGUGACUAUUCAUUAAAGGGUCAACUAACUUAUGGAAAGAUUGGGGAAUGGCGAUUUGACAAAAGAUCAUAUCUUCGUGGCCCACCACCAAGAAACCUUUCCUUACCCCCUCCAGGAGUUCCUGAAAGUGUGGUUACGCUCGUAAGGAUGGUGAACGAGGCUACUGCGAACACUCCUGGGUGGGACAGCGGAAGAUAGUGAUAUUCUGAGAGAGGCGCAGUUUAAGGAAUUAGUAGUUUGGACAAUUUCCAUCAAACACAGAAUCCUCGGAAGAGAAUACAUACAGAUCACAGGUUAAAUGCUUUGUUUAUAGAAGAUGAAAACCAAAACCUGACGUAUUUGAUGAGUUUCAAAAUAAGGAACUCUCCUAUCAUAUUGAGGCUACCAUUGAUUGCCGGUGCGUUUUUAGAUUUUGUUAGUGAGUAUUCUUCAAUGGAGUUUUGUAAAGUAGAAUCUUGUCAUUGUUGGUAGAGAUGCUGCACUUGGUACACAGUGGAGUUUCACUCUUAACAUCUUUUGCAAUUCAAAGAUCAGCAUUUUGAAGCUUGAAACCUGAGGCUGGGAUAAUCUUCUCUGCAUACUUCCGCAUGUGUUUGGAUGCUUGAAACUACAGUGCAUGUGAUAUCCUUCCCCAAAUGAUGUUUGUUAUCUGGAAAACUUUGGUUUGGGAGACAAGGGCCUGAGUGCCCUCCAUUCUCACCCAUAGGGAGUUAAACGCAGCAAAGGGCUUUUCAGCAACUCCAAAAGGCUGAUUGCCAAACUCAUGUUAAGGUUGUGAUGGCAUCCUGGACAACUUUUACGUUCCCUUUUAUACCUCAUUUGUAUAUUGGUAUCAGACUCUAUAUGCCACUGUCCAUGGAAUGGAUUUCAUUGCAUUGCUCCAAUAAA